CUCCGCCACUCAGCUGGAGCAGACGUCAUCAUUCAUUCUUAGCAGGGAAGCUAACGCUGAUGCAGAUCACUUCCGCCAGUGUAAACAUGUAGCGGCUUCUGCGGUUCUUACGGUAUAUUCCUUUUAACUAGCGCUCUAAAAAACUGAUGGCUCUUUUAGUGGAAGUAUCGUUAACGGAACCCGACUGGUGCGGUGCCAGCUUGGUUAUUAGCUAACACAGUAGCAAGACAACUAUCAGGGGCCGUGUCUUUAUGAAGGCUACCGUUGCUAAUUAAAACAACGGCUAUUUACUACAGCAAGCAUAGGAACUGUAACAGGGGGUUCGUCAACCGAAAAAUAUCAAGAGAUGAUUUGCAAUAAGAACUCACCAAGAAGAGGAGAGAAAUGAGGACGACUAGAAGUGAUCGCUCGUCGUCGCCGAUGAAUGGAAGACAAGACUGGGAAACCAAACGGAAACGGAAAAUUGCAGACAUCAACCAGGCCCUGAGUGUGGAUCCAGUGGACGUAGCAACGCUGAGGAGGAUGGCAAUCAGUGAGGGGGGACUGCUGACCGAUGAGAUUCGCUGUCAGGUCUGGCCCUGGCUCCUCAACAUCCCCCAACCCUAUUGGAUCAAGAACCUGCGGGAAAACAAUAAGGAUUACAACCAGGUCUUGCUUGAUGUUCAGCGUUCUCUACGAAGGUUUCCACCUGGUAUGCCAGAUGAGCAGAGAGAGGGUCUUCAGGAAGAACUAAUUGACAUAAUCCUGAGAGUGCUGCAACGUAAUCCCCAGCUGCACUAUUACCAGGGAUACCAUGACAUUGUUGUCACCUUCUUGUUGGUCGUGGGGGAGCGCCUGGCAACUGUUCUAGUGGAAAAACUCUCCACACAUCACCUCAGGGACUUCAUGGACCCCACCAUGGACAACACAAAACACAUUCUUAACUAUCUGAUGCCUAUUAUUGAAAGGGUCAACCCUGAGGUGCAAGACUUCAUGCAGCAGGCUGAAGUGGGCACAGUCUUUGCUCUUAGCUGGCUGAUAACCUGGUUUGGCCAUGUGCUCUCUGAUUUCCGUCAUGUUGUACGGUUGUAUGACUUCUUUCUGGCCUGCCAUCCUCUGAUGCCAAUCUAUUUUGCGGCUGUGAUUGUGCUACACCGAGAAGAGGAAGUGUUGGACUGUGAAUGUGAUAUGGCAAUGGUCCAUCACCUGCUGUCUCAGAUUCCCCAGGAUCUGCCAUACGAGACCCUGAUCAGCCGAGCUGGAGACCUCUUUGUCCAAUUUCCUCCCUCUGAAUUGGCCAGAGAGGCAGCUGCACAUGAAAGCAUGGCGACUUCUACCUUUAAGGACUUUGAGCUUCCAUCUACUCAGCAAAAGCCGGACACAGUUCACCGUCGCAGACGCAAACAAAAGCAGGGUUCUCCAGAGAGCUCGACUGUGAGCCCUGUCAUGACUGUGGCACAGCCUUCAACUGCCCGGCGCUUUGUCAGAUUGGCAGUCAUGGGUCUGACUGUAGCGUUAGGGGCAGCAGCUCUUGCUGUGGUUAACACAGCUCUGGAGUGGGCCCCCAAGCUGGACUUAUUUCCUUGAACUACCCUAAAACCAACAUGACAUCUUUUCUGACCUUGACUGAUGGGUCCUUUCCAAGAACGCUCUGACCAUUUUUGGAGUCUAACACUGGCUGGAGAGUGCUAACUAAGCUGAACAUCUUAACACUCCUCUGUUGUUGUCAAGGAUGUGACCAAACAUUCUGCUCUGAGAGGAGUUUAUAAGUCCAUGGCACUUUUGAAUCCUUAAAAGGGUGUGUAGGUUCAAAAGCUGCUGGUGCUCCUAAAUGAAGAAAUUCUCAAUGUUAAAAUGAAGAAAAUAUUUCAAAGGACUGUUGUUAAUUGUGUCAUAAUUAAAGUUUAUUUAUAUUUUGUAAUAGGACGUCUGAUUUAGUGUUUCGCUCACUGAGAUUUAUGCUGAAAGCCUGACUCACUACACUUGAAACUUGCUGCCAAGAAUGAGAGAAUGUGUGUUUGUGUGCAUGUGUGUGUUUGAUUGCAACUCAUUUGUUAUAUGCAUUUGAUACCUGUUCUGAGACCAACUUGAGGAUCCCCUGUAUUUAAACAACUGUAAAAUUUGAGGGAUGUUAGUAGUUUGACUGGAACAUGAAACCAUUUUACAGUCAUAAUUUUAUGGGUUUAAGUUUCUUCAUCCUCUCUUGUUUUUCAAUUGUAGAAUUUGGAUCUUUUUCUGUAAAUGGAGCAUCUUCUAGAAAUGUCAAUCUUCAUUGUGCAUUUUAAUUAAGGUUUGUGGCUAAGAUUAUCUACUUUUCAUAUGGAAAUGCAUACAAAUGGGUAUAAGCAAAGUAGUCUAAUUUACAUACGUCAGUAAUUUUAUUGAAGGUUAACGCUGAUAUCAUAGAAAUGGCUUUUGCAAUCUGGAAAUAAACAAUGACUUAGCAAAGAGUUGCAAGAAAACCCAAAUAUUUAGUAAAACAAUCUGGAAAAUGGCUCCUCUGAGACAUGCCCUUAAAUAACUAUUCAGUCUUCUGUCUCUCUUCUGGGUAAGUUCACACGAAGAAGAAUAAAUGUCUUUGCAAGGUAUCUUUAAAUCCUCCUCUGUAAAUAAGGAUAAUUUCUUAAAGUGGCUAGAGCAUUCACGCUGGUCUACCUGUAAAGUGCCACUCUUAUUCUUUGUAGUGGAAUAAAAUGCUUGAAUUAUGUUGCAGAAAUGCUGAUGACAAAAUCAUAGCACAUUUAGAUCCUGAACCAGAACAGCAUUUUAAUCCCUACAUUUAAGCUUUGUAUUAUAUUGACUGAAUUACAUCUGUCCAACUUUAUUAGAGAAAGCUUACACACUUGAUGUUAACUUUGUGUUGCAGAACCCAGUAGUACAUUUUAAGAGGAUUUAUUUUUAUAUGUCUUGGGAAGCCUGGGUAUGAGCAGCAUGCUGUUCUUUGGCUAUGGGUAUGAAACUAAAGUGUGUGCCUGAACACAGAAGGGUGUGACAAAUACAUGCCAAAUUAUAAGCAGACUACUGACAUUUCAAAAAUGGCUUAUGUCUGGAAAAACAAAUACUACUUGUCUGAUCUCUGGUUUGUCAGAACAGAUUUUCUUCUGGUAUGCAAUUUCACUUUCAAACAUAUCGUAAGCUUUAUUUGAACACGACACUUGGUAAAUUUAGUUUCUGAGUGUGCAAUGCAUUCAUGUUGUCCAAGCUUUUCUAUUCACCUUUUUAAAAAGGUGAGUUUUAUAUCAUUUCCUUUUUGGAAAUGACAUAAAAACUUGUCUUGACAGAAAAUUAGAAACAUGUCAAGUUGGUAUAUUUCUUGAUCUAUGUAAUGUUUUUUUUCCUUUAAUUAUAAAAAUGAUGGCUGCAGAGUGAGGAGUUACCUACAUACUUAUGAUGGCAUAUUGUUCUUUUAAUUCAGCUUCAGUAAAGCAACUCACAAGAGAACUCAACAUUUAUCACUCUGUAUCUGCAUUGUAUUUAAAAGAUUAAGAACCCAUAUUAUGUGCCACAACUGGAAAUGGCUCUAAAUCUCUAAACCAUAAUGAAGAUGACCUGACACAAAGGAAUCUAUGAAAACACCUGCUGAUCAGUAUCACAAAGGAACAAAGGAUCACUUAGUUUUACAUAAGAUGCCACUCAGUGGAAUUUAUUUUCAUUGCACUAAAUGAUGUAUCUGCCUUUUGAUUAUUUUGUUAUAAUAAAACUGAUAUACUAAUGUAAAGUUGUACUAUAGAUUGAUAAUAAACUUGAGUGAAAGUGUUUGCUGUA
Molecule: messenger RNA, 3744 nt
Organism: Poeciliopsis prolifica (blackstripe livebearer)
Lineage: Eukaryota; Metazoa; Chordata; Actinopteri; Cyprinodontiformes; Poeciliidae
Gene: tbc1d20
Product: TBC1 domain family, member 20
Biological process (GO): endoplasmic reticulum to Golgi vesicle-mediated transport; positive regulation of GTPase activity
Cellular component (GO): endoplasmic reticulum membrane
Molecular function (GO): GTPase activator activity
Source: RefSeq, a predicted model, not a curated record